Messenger RNA from Purpureocillium takamizusanense, 1149 nucleotides. RefSeq lists its product as uncharacterized. The record is from RefSeq and is a predicted model, not a curated record. The coding region runs from base 1 to 1149 and encodes 382 amino acids. The transcript has 2 exons. Lineage: Eukaryota; Fungi; Ascomycota; Sordariomycetes; Hypocreales; Ophiocordycipitaceae.
AUGGGCCCUCCAACCACGGACACCACCGGCAUGAACCCGGAGCGUGUCGUCAUGCUCCGCGAUAUCGCAGCCGGUGGUAAAGACAGGCCCCUUGAACCUGAAGCUGACAAGCAGCCCAAGACUGGCCCUCAGCGUAGUGGUGCCAACCACAUCAACCUUGGCACGCCACCUGCCAACGCGGCAGGUUCUCUCUCCAGCCAAAACAAGCCGCUUGCCAUAGUGCCGGCUAAGCGGUCGAGCAGCGCCAUCGACGAGCAGGAAGAGGUCAAAGUCCCGCGUCCGAGCAAGGGCCCGCUGCUUUUGCGUCCCCCCGUCUUUGAUCCUCCACCCACGCCCAACUCAGACAGCUUCCGGCUGGCCUGCCUCUUACGCUUCCGUCCAUUUCGCCUGACUUUGGAGAGCUCGCCGGCUCCGGGUAUGGCCCCCGUGGCGCGAACGUACGCUUCGCAAAUCUCGGACGCAGGCCUCAUCAUCAAUGAGAUUGUCCGAAACCACUCUAACCUGCCCAUUCUGCACCUGCCAAAGCUGGCCGCCCCGGAUGCGUGUCUGAUCGCCCCUGACGGGGGCGUCGACCGAGUGGCCCACGGAGCACGACUCGAAGAACUCUGGCAGCACAUGCCGAUGGAGCGCAAGUUUCUCAUGGUACAACAACUCCGCCGGUUGGUCAAGCAGAUGCGCAAGACGCCGCAGAAUCCUCGCAUGGUGGCCGCACGACAGGUGGGCUCCGUGCUCUCUGGCAACUUCUCCUUGCUCCUCGACCGACGCCAGGGCAGCACCUUCUGGGCCGUCCGUGAAAAGCCCACCCAGAAGCAAUUCGUUGCGUUUCUGCUGUCCACGCUGUCGACGUCGUGCGCGCCGGCUGUGGCCGGACGCAUCGCGCGCCAGUUUUCCGAGUCGGACUCGCUCGUCCUGUGCCACGGCGACUUCUGCCCGCGCAACAUCAUCGUCCAUAACAACAACGUCGUCGGCAUCAUUGGCUGGGAUUCCGCCGGCUGGUACCCCAAGUGGUGGGAGUACGUCAAGUUUUUUGAGACUUCUACCAGUCCGCAGAACCAGGACUGGUACGACUAUGUCGACGAGAUCUUCGACGCGGCCUACCCCGAGGAGCUUGUUGCAUAUCAGGGCGUCAUGCGCUGGCCAUCUUCGUAA